CAUGAAAGUCAUAUGGUUUGAAACGUUUAAUGAAUGAAUUACUGUUUUAUACGAUUUGUGGUCAUAUUUUAUUUAAAUUAAGAAUGAAAACAUGACGUAUUAGAUGCAAUAUGUAGAUGCACUGUAACACUUGGAAACAACAGGCACACCCAGUGAAGGAAGAAGACGAAGAUGCGGAAGAAAAGAGCUUUUAUUCAGCCACGCAAAGUUUAAACUAUCCGGGUACAAGCUACAUAUCAUCAUUUAUAACAAGCUUUGACAAUCGGUCCUCUUCUUGCUCCAGUACAGCCAGGCCAACCUUUCUUUCUGAAAAAGAGGAAAUAAGAAAUUCAUCUAGUGUUAUCAUGCUAGUUUUUAUCUCAUUACAGCAUGAAAAGGUAGCCCAGGUGUCAAACAGGCCACCAAUAUCUCUUCAAAUUUAUGACAACCUGUUCUGAUUGCUUGUGCAAUAAUCGAACGAUUUAAACUUUUGAAAAAGUAUUAAUUU
Trichobilharzia regenti is the source of this 487-nucleotide messenger RNA. The record is from the annotation of a GenBank genome assembly. Lineage: Eukaryota; Metazoa; Platyhelminthes; Trematoda; Strigeidida; Schistosomatidae.